GAAAAGUUGCAAAUUGUCACCAAAAUCUCCACUCAAUUCACGCAUAUGUCAAGUGUCUUGAAGUGUCUCAAAGUGAACCACUUGUUUGUGUCUCAUUUGUGGACAACUAGUCGUCCGUCGAGUUGGUUGUCAUCAGUGAAGAGCAAACAAAUGGCCAAAAGUGGACAAAAUGUGCAAAACUUUGACUAUUUUCUUGUACUGGACUUCGAGGCGACGUGUGAUCGACCCGUUCAAGUGGAUCCCAUGGAGAUCAUUGAGUUCCCGGUCCUUAAAGUCAAUGCAAACACAUUUCAAACCGAAGAAGUCUUUCACCGAUACGUGAGACCCAAACAUCACCCAAAUUUGACCCCUUUUUGCACUCAAUUAACGGGAAUUAUCGACGAAAUGGUGGCCAACGAACAGACCUUCGAUGUGGUGCUCAACGACUUCAACCAUUGGUUACAUUCUGUUGGACUCAUAUGUGAUGAUCACUGGAGGCAUCUCAAGAAGUUCACAUUUGUC
Messenger RNA from Oppiella nova, 501 nucleotides. The record is from the annotation of a GenBank genome assembly. Lineage: Eukaryota; Metazoa; Arthropoda; Arachnida; Sarcoptiformes; Oppiidae.